Messenger RNA from Protopterus annectens (West African lungfish), 5014 nucleotides. Its product is annotated as sestrin-3-like. Gene Ontology annotation, cellular component: nucleus. Gene Ontology annotation, biological process: cellular response to leucine starvation; positive regulation of macroautophagy; negative regulation of TORC1 signaling. The coding region runs from base 151 to 1491 and encodes 446 amino acids. The record is from RefSeq and is a predicted model, not a curated record. NCBI's taxonomy places the organism in Eukaryota, Metazoa, Chordata, Ceratodontiformes, Protopteridae. The transcript has 9 exons. Gene Ontology annotation, molecular function: L-leucine binding; oxidoreductase activity, acting on peroxide as acceptor.
GCAAGCUUAACUCUGGACUCUUUGUUGCAGAGCUGACGGUGACUUGGUCGGGAGUCUUUUCCAUGUCUGUCCCCGGCCGUAGGAGUAGGACGUGGCGUACGAUCGGAGUAGCAACCAAGUGGCUAAAGGAAAGGCCCAGUGAGGUAGAAAAUGAUCAUCUAUGCCCGAGCCAUGGAGUACCCGCAAGGGAACUUGCCAAGUACCCAGAGUCAGGUUACAAAAGGAAACUGUGAACAGGAUCACCAACAGCUAUUUUUCAUUAAGACCCAAGCAAGCAGAGGUCGACUGGAUUCAGUAACGCAACAAAUGGGAUACCACCCCCAGUAUCUGGAUCAUUUCCUCAAACUGCAACACUACUUACUGCAUGUAGAUGGGCCUCUUCCCUUUGACUGCAGACACUACAUCGCCAUGAUAGCUGCAGCCCGCCAUCAGUGUCGGUAUUUGGUGAACCUUCAUAUGUCUCAGUUCCUUCGGGUUGGAGGAAACCCCGAGUGGCUUCAGGGACUGGAGUUUAUCCCCCAAAGACUACGUAAGCUCCACCAAAUAAACAAAAUUCUAGCACAUCGCCCAUGGUUGAUCAACAAAGAACACAUAGAGAGUUUGCUGAAAACGUGCGGGCAGUGCUGGACCUUAGCAGAGCUGGUGCAUGCUGUUGUUAUACUUGCCCACUGUCAUGCUCUAGCCAGCUUCGUCUCUGGUUCAGGCUGUGAUCAGGAGUCCAGGAUAGACUGCAGGUCCAUGUUGAAGCCAACUCUUCUAGGCAAUCAGUGUUUCUGCGAUGCAGCCAAUGGGAACACCAACAGUCAGGAGCUACUGAGAAUAAAUCGUCGAAAGUCACAGGAUUCUUGUGUGGAGCAGGACAUGCUGUGGGAGAGAAUGCAGAGAAUCCACAUUGAAAAUGAACACUGGGAUGAAGGAUGUUGUGAUGGCCAGAAGACAUUGCCGUACGAGUCUGAUGAAGAUAUUGAAUCAUGCAGUUUAAGUUUCCUAGUUGAAGACCCUUCAUAUGGUUAUCAAGAUUUUGCUCGCCGGGAUGAGGAUAACUUGCAAGUAUUCAGAGUACAGGAUUACUCGUGGGAGGUUCAUGGCUUUUCACUGGCAAACCGACUUUAUUGUGACAUUGGCAACUAUUUGGAUGCAAAAUUCCGAACAGUGUACAACCUGCAGAAUGGAUUGUUGGCUAAACGCCAAGGCUGUGACUCCGCUGUCUUCCAGCGAGCGGUUUGGAACUAUAUCCACUGUAUGUUCGGCAUUCGGUACGAUGAUUAUGAUUACUCUGAAGUUAACCAUUUGCUAGAACGGAAUUUGAAAGUUUACAUUAAAACUGUGACCUGCUACCCAGAAAAAAUAAACUCACAGAUGUUCGACCACUUCUGGAAACAGUUCAAGCACUCCGAGAAGGUACACGUGAAUUUGUUAAUCUUCGAAGCCCGGAUGCAAGCAGAACUACUCUAUGCCCUCCGAGCAAUAACAGAGUACAUGAUCGCUUAGCAACCUCUCCAACAGCUCCCGGACUUUACUUGAAGCUGCAUUAAGAAAGAACCAUUUGACUUACUUUUCUGACUGGAACUGCAUUUUUUUUUAUUUUUAUUUUUUUUUUUUUUUUGCCACUGUUUCUGGUGGCAGUCAAUGUGCAAUUACAGACUGCGACACAAUUUACUAUUGUGUCAAAUGUUGAAUGUGAUAGAAGAAGCUCCAGCAUAUUAAGGACAAUGAAACUUCAAGUGAACUUGGGGUCUCAAGAUCAGAAGUAUAUGUAUGUAUAUUUUUCAGUGACUGUGCCAGGUCUUAGCACUGCCUGUUGCUUUCCUACACUGCUGUUGCGCACUGAUGGUUGAUACUGGAUGGCUUUGUCAUGAGCUGUAUGGAUACUUUGUCCAUUUCACGUGAAGUUAUCCUGUUAAACUAAGUUAGAUUUACAUUGAGUCUACAUGAAGAAGGGGCUAACCUUACUUGGUAGAGGAAAAUUGCUUUGCUACAACACUGUUUGCCUUGCUUUUUGAGCUGAUGUCACAGGUUUACAUCCUGACUUCACCAGCAUUGGCCUGGUGCAAAUGGAAUUUUUUUUUUUUACACUAAUGUUGUAAUUCACAAUCAGAAGUGUACUAGAGAACAAAAAUUAGGUUUUAUUAGUUUUUUUAUUGGAAAAUAGUAAGGGGUUUAGUUUGAGCAACUCUAAGUUCAACAGGAAUUCCACUUUUAAAAUAUUGCAAGAUGGCACUUGACGCUCUUACUUUAAAUAUGGCAGCUUUUUUUAGUACACUAUGAACUGAGAUUGUAGAAUGAAAUGUCAGGGGUGGUGCAUGGGGUAAAAUUUGGCCAGAAUUAACUGGAUCGCCACUUAACUUAGUAUGAUAAGAUGAUGCAAAAAAGUACUGUACUAUUGUUAAACUGAGUUUUCUCUCUAGGCCACAUGUUAAGUACUAAGUGCUGUAAUGGGGCCUUGGGCGGCCAUGGUGGGAGCCAAGGAUCAGAAUGCUGCUGCUGUUGUAUGCAUAACAUGAAGUAUUUUCACCAUUCAUGACUAUACUCAUUGCUGAGCAAAAAUGCAUCCUUUUAUUCCUCACUCACCUCACCUUCUGACUUAACCCAUCUAGCCACCUGACAUCCCAGGUGCUCUUUCAUGGUGGUUGUAAGCCCAUUUCUGCCCUGACUUAGGAGAGACCCCAUCAGUCCCAUUUAUUCCCCUUCAGAGGGGAACGUUAGGAACUAGCAGUCCUUCUUUCUCGUAAGGGUUCUGCUUUCUUCAGUGGUUUCUCUGCUGUGACCUCACCUGCAUGCCUCCACAUGCCCUAGGAUGGCCUUUCUUGUUCUCGUAUGAUGUGAUCCAGUAGUUGUGCCAAUAAUUCCUCAGUGCACCUGUUUGGGUCACUGGUGUAGUAUGUCACACUGCAUCCCUCCUCCCUCUCCACAUUAGCAAACCAUUAACUCUUCUCCUUUCCAGUGCUUGAGCUGCUAGUCUAACCCAGAUUAUCGGGGUCAUAGCAGGGCUUCAUCCCAGUAUGCCAAAGGGCUGAGGAUAAUUCCUACACAGCUUUCCUUGUGCUUGUAUUACAACUGCUGAACUGCCUGGCAAGGACAGAUAGAGAAUCACAAGCAAAAUGUGGCAGCAGGUGAAAAAAAAAAACUUGGAAAGUAAAAGUCCCUAGUUUAAUUUCACCCUUAGCAGAUAAAUAUAUUUAUUAGUGGAAUUAAAUGUGAAGAGGGCAUUUCUGAGUAACUAUUGCAUAAUGUUGGAAGCUGUAGUGUCAACACUGCAUUCUUUGAGUUUAUCGUGUCUGUAACUGAGAUCUGCACUUGAUCAAGUUAUUCAGACACACAUUGGGGUUCAUCUCAAUUUGUUUUUCACUGUUGCAGUUUGUUCAUCCUGUCUUUAACAGCAGAUAUUUUCUUGUGUACUGCUGCUGUUCUUCCUUCGUGCACAUUUUGGCUCAGGACAAUAGACCAGUGACAUACUUCAAAAGUUUCUGCUUUGCACAACUUUUAUUGAGAAAGGUCAAGAGUUUUACUUUAUCACCAUGGGUGCAGUGCCAGAAACUGAUUAGCUGAAAAUCUCCAGGCAGUCUAGUCAUUCUAAUCAAAAGCCCUGAAAAACAUCAGUAGCUGUUGCAGCUUUAUUUACAUGAAGGAAGGCAGGGCUGGUCAGAAAAAUAGGUACUAUUCUGCCAUCUACUGGCAAAAUGGUAGCAUAGCAGCUUUCUUAGCACAUUGUUUUAUUUUAGCUAUGUCAUCCUUUUACAUUUUUACUUAAAUUACUAGGAUUUUGCAGUAAAAUACUAGGUAACCUGGAAGUCACAACUGGUAGAAGAAAAAUGCCAUACUGCAGUACCUCUAAAUAAGAUGAUGCUUAAAAUAUCUGUGAACUAUUAUCUUUGGUUUUGAAAGAACACAACUGUUGACUUGCUUUUGACCAGUUUCCAGUUUGUUAAUCUCUACAGCCGUCCAGCAGUAUAGAUUUGUUCACUGCAGAGCAGGUACCUAACGUUAGAGCUAUGUACCUAGUGCAGAAAGACUGAUUGUAGGUGAGUUGUUUGAUAAAAUGGCAGAUGCAGAGAAGUACAUGUGUAACAUUUUGUUGUGUUGGCAGAAACCUCGAACAAGUGUUUCAAUAUCAGAAAGCAGUGAAGGUGCAUUUGUGCUGCUGCUGCUAACUGCUUUCUCGGUUUGCAUUUUUUUUUUCAUUCAUAGGGAGCUUUUGUAAUUCACAGGAACUUUUUUACUGUUGCUGCAGCGCACUAGGAAAAGUGCACAUUACUGUGGUUCUAAUUUGUUUAUAAUGUCAGAGAAUGCCUAAUCAAGGCCAGGCUGAAAGAAGUUAAUUUGUAAUUGAAUUAGAAUUAAAAAAAAAAAAAAAUUGAGGUGGUAUGCUGAUGAGCCUCAGAGACAAAAUUAGAAGGUGAAACUGGAAAUAGAAUAUGUUGAUAGGGGUUAAAGUCCAGAAAGAGCAGUGUGCCAUCCCUUCAUGAAAACAGGAACUCAAAUGUGCAGUUAACUGUAGCAGACACCUGCACUCCUUGCCAAGUAGGGUUUGAUUUUUUAGCAAACACUGUGAAGGUUUUUGGCUUUUAGCCUGUUUUGCAGAUUAAUGCAGUCUUUCUUGUUCGUAUUUACUGUGACAUAUUAUAGUAUGACAUGACUGCCAUCUAGACUCAACAUGUUUUUAAUUAGAUUGCAUUGCUUGUCAAACUGAGCACUUACUGCAGAAUAUAUGACAAAAUGGACAUUACACACACACUCACUCUGGCCUGGCCAGUCAACUGGUGGAGACCCUUCAGUUUCACAGUGGGUUUAUUUUUUGUCCUUGUUCGUUGAUCAAAGUAUUGACUUUCUGUUUUAACUUAAGAUAUAAAGGAUUUCAGGAAGGUAAAACUUCCCCCUUGAAGUUGGGGGAGCCAACAACUUUGGCUCUGCCUGUUUAGCAUUUACCACGUAAAUGUAUAGGGGGACUCUUGUUUUUGAAAGAUAAAAAGACUAUUUUUGCUAUAAAUAUAAAAAUAAAUAUGUUUGACUUGUG